Messenger RNA from Camelina sativa (false flax), 1632 nucleotides. NCBI's taxonomy places the organism in Eukaryota, Viridiplantae, Streptophyta, Magnoliopsida, Brassicales, Brassicaceae. The record is from RefSeq and is a predicted model, not a curated record.
AUGUCGGCCAUGAGUGAGACUAUUGCUAUCGUCAAUACUCCUCAACUCCUUAGCGUUAAUAUGUCUAACGUCACGAAGCUCACUGCUUCUAACUUCAUCAUGUGGAGCCGCCAGGUUCAUGCUUUCCUUAAUGGAUAUGAUCUCGCAGGUUACAUCGAUGGAUCUGUCGUUGUACCACCUCCUACAGUCGCUACCGACGGUGUAACGACUCCCAAUCCUGACUACACGUUGUGGAAACGUCAGGAUCGCCUGAUCUACAGCUCUCUUCUAGGCACCAUUGUCACCACUGUCCAACCUCUCCUUUCCCGAGCCACCACGUCCGCCGAGAUAUGGACUACACUCACAACCACCUAUGCUGCACCAAGUCGCAGUCACAUUCAACAGAUACGUCACCAGAUCCAGGCGUGGAAGAAAGGUACCAAACCGGUGGAUGACUAUUUCCUUGGUCUUACAAUGCGGUUUGAUAAGCUUGCGGUGUUGGGUGCUUCCAUGGCUCAUGAAGAUCAAGUUGAGGCUGUUCUUCGUGGGUUGACCGAUGACUUUAAAACAGUGAUUGAUCAACUUGAAGGUCGGGAGAAAACACCAACUCUCCCUGAAGUUUACGAAAAACUACUACACCAUGAGGUUAAACUUCAGACCAUUGCUGCUACUUCUCCUCCGUCCUUCCCAGCCACUACCAAUGCGGUCAACUUUUGUGGUGGUUCCUCUGGUGGCUCUGGUAAUCGCAAUCAGCAACGCCACAAGCAACAAUACCGGUCCAACUACUCGACUCCCAACAAGACUGGUAUGUCUCGUUCGGACAAGGGCAUGUCCCGUGGCUACCAAGGCAGAUGCCAGAUCUGUGGCAUUCAUGGUCAUAGUGCUCGAACCUGCUCUCAGCUUCAUCAAGGCGGUUUUUCGAGCCAUCCUCGUGCCUAUGCUCCUUGGCAUUCACGGGCAAAUCUUGUCACCGGGUCCGGUUAUGAUGUUAAUCCUUGGAUUCUUGAUAGCGGUGCGACGCAUCAUGUAACAUCGGACCUCAACAACUUAGCUCUUCACCAACCUUACAAUGGAGGAGAGGAUAUCACCAUUACUGAUGGGUCUACACUCCCUAUAUCACAAACUGGUUCAACCUUUCUUCCCACCUCCUCACGUGAUAUAUCCUUGAACAAUGUUCUUUAUGUUCCUGACAUUAAAAAGAACUUAAUAUCGGUUUAUCGCCUGUGUAAUGCUAAUCAAGUUACGGUGAAAUUCUCACUCGACCAAUUUCAGGUGAAGGAUCUUGCAACGGGGUCCGCUUGCUCCAAGGGGGGGACUAGAAAUGAGCUGUACGAGUGGCCUGUCAAUAUUUCAUCACCGGUCUCGUUGUUUGCUUCACCAUCAACCAAACUGGACCUUCUUUCUUGGCACGCAAGACUCGGUCACCCGGCGUUACCUGUUUUAAAAACAUUAGUUUCCAAGUUUUUUUUACCUGUUUCAACAUCUCUGCAACCUCCUUUGUCAUGUUCUGAUUGCUUCAUUAAUAAGAGUCAUAAACUCCCGUUUCACGUUAAUACCAUUACGUCUCAUCAUCCUCUCCAAUACAUCUAUACUGAUGUGUGGAAGUCACCGAUUGUGUCCAUUGAUGGUUUUAAAUUAUUUGGUGUUGGUUGA